Homo sapiens (human) is the source of this 6311-nucleotide messenger RNA. It is a transcript of the gene ARHGEF28, whose product is annotated as Rho guanine nucleotide exchange factor 28. The coding region runs from base 139 to 5334 and encodes 1731 amino acids. Lineage: Eukaryota; Metazoa; Chordata; Mammalia; Primates; Hominidae. The record is from RefSeq and is marked reviewed. Gene Ontology annotation, molecular function: guanyl-nucleotide exchange factor activity. The transcript is spliced from 37 exons. Gene Ontology annotation, cellular component: plasma membrane; cytoplasm.
AUCGCCGGGGAGAGCCUUCCGGACUCCGGGCGGCGGCUGGCUGGGGGCGCGUUCCGAGGCGCCCUCAGGCAGGGCGCGGGGGCAGAGCCUCGCCUGGGUUCUGGAGGCUGCGGGGCCAUCGCUCCAGAUGCGAAAGCCAUGGAGUUGAGCUGCAGCGAAGCACCUCUUUACGGGCAGAUGAUGAUCUAUGCGAAGUUUGACAAAAAUGUGUAUCUUCCUGAAGAUGCUGAGUUUUACUUUACUUAUGACGGAUCUCAUCAGCGACAUGUCAUGAUUGCAGAGCGCAUCGAGGAUAACGUUCUCCAGUCCAGCGUCCCAGGCCAUGGGCUUCAGGAGACGGUGACGGUAUCUGUGUGCCUCUGCUCGGAAGGUUACUCUCCGGUGACCAUGGGCUCUGGCUCAGUGACCUACGUGGACAACAUGGCUUGCAGGCUGGCUCGUCUGCUGGUGACGCAGGCCAAUCGCCUCACAGCCUGCAGCCACCAGACCCUGCUGACCCCAUUUGCCUUGACGGCAGGAGCACUGCCUGCCUUGGAUGAGGAGCUCGUGCUGGCUCUGACCCAUCUGGAAUUGCCUCUAGAGUGGACUGUGUUGGGAAGUUCUUCACUUGAAGUAUCUUCUCACAGAGAAUCUCUUCUACACCUGGCUAUGAGAUGGGGCCUGGCUAAACUUUCCCAGUUCUUCUUGUGUCUCCCGGGGGGAGUCCAGGCCUUGGCUUUACCCAACGAAGAGGGUGCCACACCAUUAGACUUAGCUUUACGUGAAGGACACUCCAAGCUGGUGGAAGACGUCACAAAUUUUCAGGGCAGAUGGUCCCCAAGCUUCUCCCGAGUGCAGCUCAGUGAAGAAGCCUCCUUGCAUUACAUUCACUCAUCGGAAACGCUGACCCUGACCCUGAACCACACAGCCGAGCAUUUGUUGGAGGCAGAUAUUAAACUCUUCCGGAAAUACUUUUGGGAUAGAGCCUUUCUUGUCAAGGCCUUUGAGCCAGAAGCCAGGCCAGAGGAAAGAACAGCUAUGCCCUCCAGCGGUGCAGAAACUGAAGAAGAGAUUAAGAAUUCAGUGUCCAGCAGAUCAGCAGCUGAAAAGGAAGAUAUAAAGCGUGUCAAAAGCCUGGUGGUUCAACACAAUGAACAUGAAGACCAGCACAGCCUAGAUUUGGAUCGCUCCUUCGAUAUCCUAAAAAAAUCCAAGCCGCCCUCGACAUUGCUUGCUGCAGGCCGGCUUUCAGACAUGCUGAAUGGAGGUGAUGAAGUCUACGCUAACUGUAUGGUGAUUGAUCAGGUUGGUGAUUUGGAUAUCAGCUAUAUUAAUAUAGAGGGAAUCACUGCCACUACCAGCCCUGAAUCCAGAGGUUGCACUCUGUGGCCUCAGAGCAGCAAACACACCCUUCCUACAGAAACCAGUCCCAGUGUGUACCCACUUAGUGAAAAUGUCGAAGGGACAGCACACACUGAAGCCCAGCAGUCCUUCAUGUCACCAUCAAGUUCGUGUGCUUCCAACUUGAAUCUUUCUUUUGGUUGGCAUGGAUUUGAAAAGGAACAAAGUCAUCUAAAGAAAAGAAGUUCUAGCCUUGAUGCCUUGGACGCCGACAGUGAAGGGGAAGGGCAUUCUGAGCCAUCCCACAUCUGUUACACUCCAGGGUCUCAGAGCUCCUCAAGAACUGGGAUUCCUAGUGGGGAUGAAUUGGACUCUUUUGAGACUAACACUGAACCGGAUUUUAAUAUCUCCAGGGCUGAAUCCCUUCCUCUAUCAAGUAAUCUACAGUCGAAGGAAUCACUGCUUUCUGGAGUUCGCUCACGUUCUUAUUCUUGCUCAUCACCCAAAAUUUCUUUAGGAAAAACUCGUUUGGUGCGUGAAUUAACAGUAUGCAGUUCAAGUGAAGAGCAAAGAGCUUACAGCUUAUCGGAGCCACCAAGAGAAAACAGAAUUCAGGAAGAAGAAUGGGAUAAAUACAUCAUACCUGCCAAAUCAGAGUCUGAAAAAUAUAAAGUGAGUCGAACUUUCAGUUUCCUCAUGAAUAGGAUGACUAGCCCUCGGAAUAAAUCAAAGACAAAAAGCAAGGAUGCCAAAGAUAAAGAGAAGCUGAAUCGACAUCAGUUUGCCCCAGGAACAUUCUCUGGGGUUCUGCAGUGUUUGGUUUGUGAUAAAACACUCCUGGGGAAAGAGUCACUGCAGUGUUCUAACUGUAAUGCAAAUGUGCACAAAGGUUGUAAAGAUGCUGCGCCUGCAUGCACCAAGAAAUUCCAAGAGAAAUAUAACAAGAACAAACCACAGACCAUCCUUGGAAAUUCUUCAUUUAGAGACAUCCCACAGCCUGGUCUCUCCUUGCACCCUUCUUCCUCCGUGCCUGUUGGAUUGCCGACUGGAAGGAGGGAGACUGUGGGACAGGUCCAUCCAUUGUCCAGAAGUGUUCCAGGCACCACCUUGGAAAGCUUCAGGAGGUCAGCCACAUCCUUGGAGUCUGAGAGUGACCAUAACAGCUGCAGAAGCAGGUCUCAUUCUGAUGAGCUGCUACAGUCCAUGGGCUCUUCUCCCUCUACAGAGUCUUUCAUAAUGGAAGAUGUUGUGGAUUCUUCUCUGUGGAGUGACCUCAGCAGUGAUGCCCAGGAGUUUGAAGCAGAAUCUUGGAGUCUUGUGGUGGAUCCCUCAUUUUGUAAUAGGCAGGAGAAGGAUGUCAUCAAAAGACAGGAUGUCAUUUUUGAGCUAAUGCAAACAGAGAUGCAUCACAUCCAGACCCUGUUCAUCAUGUCUGAGAUCUUCAGGAAAGGCAUGAAAGAGGAGCUGCAGCUGGACCACAGCACCGUGGAUAAAAUUUUCCCCUGUUUAGAUGAGUUGCUUGAAAUCCACAGGCAUUUCUUCUACAGUAUGAAGGAACGAAGGCAGGAAUCCUGUGCUGGCAGCGACAGGAAUUUUGUGAUCGACCGAAUUGGAGAUAUUUUGGUACAACAGUUUUCAGAAGAAAAUGCAAGUAAAAUGAAGAAAAUAUAUGGAGAAUUCUGUUGCCAUCAUAAAGAAGCUGUUAACCUCUUUAAAGAACUCCAGCAGAAUAAAAAGUUUCAGAAUUUUAUUAAGCUCCGAAAUAGUAAUCUUUUGGCUCGACGCCGAGGAAUUCCAGAAUGCAUUCUGUUGGUCACUCAGCGUAUUACAAAAUACCCUGUCUUGGUGGAAAGGAUAUUGCAGUACACAAAGGAAAGAACUGAGGAACAUAAAGACUUACGCAAAGCGCUUUGCUUAAUUAAAGACAUGAUUGCAACAGUGGAUUUAAAAGUCAAUGAAUAUGAGAAAAACCAAAAAUGGCUUGAGAUCCUAAAUAAGAUUGAAAACAAAACAUACACGAAGCUCAAAAAUGGACAUGUGUUUAGGAAGCAGGCACUGAUGAGUGAAGAAAGGACUCUGUUAUAUGAUGGCCUUGUUUACUGGAAAACUGCUACAGGUCGUUUCAAAGAUAUCCUAGCUCUACUUCUAACUGAUGUGCUGCUCUUUUUACAAGAAAAAGACCAGAAAUACAUCUUUGCAGCCGUUGAUCAGAAGCCAUCAGUUAUUUCCCUUCAAAAGCUUAUUGCUAGAGAAGUUGCUAAUGAGGAGAGAGGAAUGUUUCUGAUCAGUGCUUCAUCUGCUGGUCCUGAGAUGUAUGAAAUUCACACCAAUUCCAAGGAGGAACGCAAUAACUGGAUGAGACGGAUCCAGCAGGCUGUAGAAAGUUGUCCUGAAGAAAAAGGGGGAAGGACAAGUGAAUCUGAUGAAGACAAGAGGAAAGCUGAAGCCAGAGUGGCCAAAAUUCAGCAAUGUCAAGAAAUACUCACUAACCAAGACCAACAAAUUUGUGCGUAUUUGGAGGAGAAGCUGCAUAUCUAUGCUGAACUUGGAGAACUGAGCGGAUUUGAGGACGUCCAUCUAGAGCCCCACCUCCUUAUUAAACCUGACCCAGGCGAGCCUCCCCAGGCAGCCUCAUUACUGGCAGCAGCACUGAAAGAAGCUGAGAGCCUACAAGUUGCAGUGAAGGCCUCACAGAUGGGCGCCGUGAGUCAAUCAUGUGAGGACAGUUGUGGAGACUCUGUCUUGGCGGACACACUCAGUUCUCAUGAUGUACCAGGAUCACCGACUGCCUCAUUAGUCACAGGAGGGAGAGAAGGAAGAGGCUGUUCGGAUGUGGAUCCCGGGAUCCAGGGUGUGGUAACCGACUUGGCCGUCUCUGAUGCAGGGGAGAAGGUGGAAUGUAGAAAUUUUCCAGGUUCUUCACAAUCAGAGAUUAUACAAGCCAUACAGAAUUUAACCCGUCUCUUAUACAGCCUUCAGGCCGCCUUGACCAUUCAGGACAGCCACAUUGAGAUCCACAGGCUGGUUCUCCAGCAGCAGGAGGGCCUGUCUCUCGGCCACUCUAUCCUCCGAGGCGGCCCCUUGCAGGACCAGAAGUCUCGCGACGCGGACAGGCAGCAUGAGGAGCUGGCCAAUGUGCACCAGCUUCAGCACCAGCUCCAGCAGGAGCAGCGGCGCUGGCUGCGCAGGUGUGAGCAGCAGCAGCGGGCGCAGGCGACCAGGGAGAGCUGGCUGCAGGAGCGGGAGCGGGAGUGCCAGUCGCAGGAGGAGCUGCUGCUGCGGAGCCGGGGCGAGCUGGACCUCCAGCUCCAGGAGUACCAGCACAGCCUGGAGCGGCUGAGGGAGGGCCAGCGCCUGGUGGAGAGGGAGCAGGCGAGGAUGCGGGCCCAGCAGAGCCUGCUGGGCCACUGGAAGCACGGCCGGCAGAGGAGCCUGCCCGCGGUGCUCCUUCCGGGUGGCCCCGAGGUAAUGGAACUUAAUCGAUCUGAGAGUUUAUGUCAUGAAAACUCAUUCUUCAUCAAUGAAGCUUUAGUACAAAUGUCAUUUAACACUUUCAACAAACUGAAUCCAUCAGUUAUCCAUCAGGAUGCCACUUACCCUACAACUCAAUCUCAUUCUGACUUGGUGAGGACUAGUGAACAUCAAGUAGACCUCAAGGUGGACCCUUCUCAGCCUUCGAAUGUCAGUCACAAACUGUGGACAGCCGCUGGUUCCGGCCAUCAGAUACUUCCUUUCCAUGAAAGCAGCAAGGAUUCUUGUAAAAAUGGCUCCAGUAUGACAAAGUGCAGUUGUACGUUGACAUCUCCCCCGGGACUGUGGACUGGAACCACAUCUACUUUGAAAGAUUUGGACACCUCCCACACUGAGUCCCCAACCCCCCAUGACUCAAAUUCACACCGCCCUCAACUGCAGGCGUUUAUAACAGAAGCAAAGCUAAAUCUACCGACAAGGACAAUGACCAGACAAGAUGGGGAAACUGGAGAUGGAGCCAAAGAAAAUAUUGUUUACCUCUAAUUGUGUUGUCAUUUUUCCAAACAAAACAAAACACUGGCACUUUUGGGAGAAACUUUUUGUCUCCAUUCCUUAUGUAUGUGUGAUUGUCUGUGUCCAAAUUGCUUUAAGAAUAAUAUUUAAUAUUUCCUGGAAGCUCAUUUUUUUGGCAUGAGUCUAAUUAAAUUAUUGAAAGCCACCCUGUUUGUAUAAUCUUUAACUUAUCAAAUCUAAUUUCAGAUUUCUGGAGGAGAAACUAACUUGAAUAAGCAGGACUAUUUUAAAAGUUGUUUUGACGCUAGAGUAAAAUUCCAUGUCACAUUUUCUACCCAAUCAUCUGGAUUUCAAGAUUCCUUUUAAGAUCUCAAUGAAGCAAUUUGGAUUUAAAGAGUGGUAUUCACAAGGGGUGAACUUUCACAGUCAGGGCAGUUGCCUCAGUGCCCACAUAGGCAGAGGAGGAUGUGGGAAAGGGUUUUUCUCAGCUAGUUUUUGUGUGCUCAUUUCUUCUGGGAGCAUUAAAAGUGGUGAUCUGUUACAGUCACUAUUCAACUGGGCACGUGUUGUGAUUGGUCAGUCACUGAGCCAGGGAUACAGUCCGGACUUGCUUAGUACCUAAGCCUAAUGCUGGUGGGGUUUCAAGACAUGGUUCAGCAUCAUCUUUUAACAAGGCCCAGAGGCCCAGAGCCCCCAUCAAGUCAUUUUGAUGUAAAUAGUGAACUUUGUUAGAGCCCUCACUUCUAUCAAUCAGCUGUCCUGUCCCUGCCAGCACCUGGAGCACCAACUACCACUCCCUGGAAAGAACCCUUCCCUGCAGUUUUUUAAGGACAAAACUGCCCACUCCUCAUUAAGUUUGCUGCCUGGAUACACUUUUCCACAAAGGAAAACUGGCAUAUCCUGCCUUCCGAGUAGUAUGGGUCUCUGUGUGAGAAACCAGGAGAUAUUUUCAUCUUGUUCGGAAAUACUUGUAUGUAUUUUGGUGUCAAUAAAUAUCUUGUACCUCA